AUGGAGCCAGCUACUUCCUUGAAUUUCUUCCUGCCAGGUUACCUUCUUUUCUUUCCUAUCUUCAGCUUAUUUGCGCUGGUCUCAGCCCAGUUUACCGUUGUGGGGCCAGCUGAUCCCAUCCUGGUUAUGGUGGGAGAAAACAGCACAUUACAUUGCCACCUGUCACCAGAGAAAAAUGCUGAGAACAUGGAGGUGCGGUGGUUCCGGUCUCAGUUCUCCCCUGCCGUGUUCGUGUAUAAGGCCAGGCAAGAGAGAACAGAACAGCAGAUGGAGUCAUACCAAGGAAGAACAACCUUUGUGGACAGUGAUAUCAGCAAGGGGAGAGUGGCGCUGAUCAUUCACAAUGUCACAGCCCACGAAAACGGCAUCUACCACUGUUAUUUCCAAGAAGGCAGGUCCUACGAUCAGGCUAUCAUGCAUUUGAUGGUGGCAGGCCUGGGCUCUAUGCCCCUCAUUGAAAUAAAAAGCUAUGAGGAUGGUGGCAUCCGGCUAGAAUGCACAUCUGUCGGGUGGUUCCCACAGCCCCAUGCAGUGUGGAGGGACCCCAUUGGUGAGAUGCCCACCCUGGAGGAGGCUUACACCAUUGAAGAUGAUGGCCUCUUCACAGUCACCAUAUCUGUGAUCAUUAGAAACUACUCUGUGAGGAACGUUUCCUGCUCUGUCACCAAUACCCUGCUGGGCCAGGAGAAGGAAACUGUGAUGUUUAUUCCAGCACCCAUAAUUCCCAGCAACUCUCACUGGAUGGUGGUCCUGGCUUCCACCCUGCCUACUUUGAUCCUUCUCAUCCUCAUCUCUGGGGGCAUCUGUCUCAUCAAGAAACUCCACAGGGAAAAAGAGGUUCUGUCAGUGGAAAAAGUGGAUGAUGAACAGGAAAUGAAAGAAAUGAUAGAGCUACUUCAAGAAGAAUUACGAUGGAGGAGAACCCUCUUACAUGCUGCUGAUGUGGUCCUGGACCCUGACACCGCUCACCCUGAACUCUUCUUGUCCCAGGACCGGAGAAGUGUGAUACGGGGCCUCUCCUGGCAGAGUGUUCCUGAAAACCCAAAGAGAUUUGACUGUCGGCCUUGUGUCCUGGGUCGGGAGAGCUUUGACUCAGGGAAGCAUUACUGGGAGGUGGAGAUGGAAAAUGUGAUGGUGUGGGCUGUGGGCGUUUGUAGAGACAGCGUUGAAAGGAAAGGGGAGGCUCUGUUGGUUCCUCAGAAUGGCUUCUGGGCCUUGGAAAUGUUUGGAAACCAAUACCGGGCCCUGUCCUCCCCUGAGACCAUCAUCCCCCUGAAAGAGCGCCUUCACCGAGUGGGCAUUUUCCUGGACUACGAAGCUGGAGAUGUCUCCUUCUACAACAUGAGGGACAGAUCACACAUCUACACAUGUCCCCGGUCAACAUUUUCAGGGCCCCUGAGACCCUUCUUCAGGCUGGGGUCUGAUGACAGUCCUCUUGUCAUCUGCCCAGUGUUCACAGGGGCUCAGGGGGUCUCAGUGCCUGAGGGAGGCCUGAUCCUGCACAGGGCAGGGGCCCACCGCCGGCACCAGGACAUAUUCUUUGGUCUCAGAGCCAUGUAG
Molecule: messenger RNA, 1560 nt
Organism: Orycteropus afer afer
Lineage: Eukaryota; Metazoa; Chordata; Mammalia; Tubulidentata; Orycteropodidae
Product: butyrophilin subfamily 2 member A2-like
Exons: 7
Coding region: 1-1560 (519 amino acids)
Biological process (GO): regulation of cytokine production; T cell receptor signaling pathway
Cellular component (GO): external side of plasma membrane
Molecular function (GO): signaling receptor binding
Source: RefSeq, a predicted model, not a curated record